AAUAAAAUUACUCCGUAACAAUUUAGGAUCAGGCCCAUUGACACCUCCUCAACAACGCAAUGCCACAAGCCCACAGUACAUUUAACAGCAAAGAGUCUAUAUUCAAUAACUCUCCCAUACUCGUACAGUACAGUAGCCCUCCAAUUUGCAAAUCGCUCAAAAUGAAUGGUCGGAAAAGGCGAACACCAGUUCUAGAACACCAGAUCUAUGGAGGGAGGUCUUGCUCAGGUCGCCGGCCAAAUCCCUUUUACGAUUCAGGUGUGUUUGCAAAACUUGGUGUUCUUUAAUUGAUUCACCUGAUUUCAUUUCUUUGCAUCUCAAAAUUUCCAAGAAUAAUUGGGAAAAUACUUAUUUAUUAGCCACUGAACCUAUACCCAAAACUUUUGACGAUUACAAUUUCACAAUUCGUCGCAGUGAUACAUUUAGAAAAACUGGUCAAUUAGUCAAGUUUACGGAUUCAAAAUUGUUUAUCUUAAGUGAUAUGAUUGAUGGGUUGUUGUUAGUGCGUUGCUCUCUUGAUUUAAAUCGAAGUGAAUUGAGUUUGUGGAACCCUUGUAUUAGAAAAUCCGUGUCACUUCCUCGUUGCCCUCUUAAUUCUGGGGCAGAAAUUGAGAGACAUUUUUAUCUAGGAGUUGAUUCUUCUGGUAAUCAUAAGGUUGUUGGUUUUGAGCUUGGUGAUUUUAAAGCUUCCGAGCUGUCAACUCAAAUUGCAAUUUAUUCGCUUCGUGAUCAUUGUUGGAGGGUUAAACCCAGUUGGAUUAACAUUCCCAGAUGUUGGUUUGAAGUAAUUGAGUCACAAUAUGGGGUUAUUUAUUGCCAAGGGUCUUUGUACUGGAGACCUAAGGUUUGGUCCUGUGUAGAAUAUACCCAUCUUCUUUCUUUUGACUUGAAUGCCGAGGAAUUUAGUUAUCUGAAGAUGCCAGUUAUUGGGGAAGAAAUGCUCAGGUUUUAUUUUCUCCUAGGUGGGUCAUUGGCACUUUUGGGUAUUUCCCGAGUAAGAGCUUGUGUAUGGGUAAUGGAAAAGAAUGCUGGAAAGGAGCUGUGGCGACGAUUUUCUUCUGGAGAGUCUAAAUUAGAUGCCUAUGAAUUAUUUGUUGAAUGCAAAGGUAAUCAUCAUUCGCGGAUGAUGUAUAUUGAAAAUUCUGGUACAUUGUUGGUACAUAAAGUUAACAAAUUGAUGUUUUAUAACAUUUUGUGUCAUCAAGUACAACAAAGAAAGUAUUACCGAUGUUCAAAUCUGGUUACUUGUAUGGAGAGCUUGGUAUUGCACGAUGGUUCAACUUCAACCUAGCUCACUGAAAGGGGAAAGCAGGACAAAUGCUUGAUAUUGAACGAUGACUGAUUGACAGAUCCACUUCAGCAGUUCGAAGUUUCCUUCCCAGUCAAGAAGUGAAGAAACAGUACUGUGAAUACUUAUCAGCAGUCCUGUAGUUAGCAGUAGGCUAGUUGCCAUCCUACUUGUGUCGUUACAACUUACAAUUCAUUCAGGCUAGUUGAUUUGUUUGUGGAUUAACACCUUGUUUGUGGAUUAAGUGUAAGAUUCUCUUUGUAUGUUCAAUUCAAAUAUUGUAUCGCUAAAUAUCUUAAUUUAUAAAAUAUGCUAAUUUCAUGUUGGAAAAUAGUUCUAUAAUAUGAAUCUAGUGAUAUCUUAUUUAAUUUUUUUCACACUAGCAAGUACCAGAGUAGUCUAUCACUCGCUUGUCCUAUGUUGUAAUCUUAUAUUCAUUGAUACCUCUUGUAGACUUAUAUCAGU
Messenger RNA from Chenopodium quinoa (quinoa), 1753 nucleotides. Its product is annotated as putative F-box protein At4g38870. The transcript has 2 exons. The record is from RefSeq and is a predicted model, not a curated record. Lineage: Eukaryota; Viridiplantae; Streptophyta; Magnoliopsida; Caryophyllales; Amaranthaceae. The coding region runs from base 482 to 1291 and encodes 269 amino acids.